GAAGCAGGGCGCUAUUUGGGACUGAGCCUUAUCCGCGCGUCACGAGGGGAUAGCUGAAAGAAUAAGACUCUCAUAUGCAGUGGUAGAGACAGCUCCAUCAACAGUUAUGUUAUGUUUUCCUUUUUGACAUGAAAUGACAAAAACAUGGGGGCUAAAGAAUCCAGGAUUGGUUUCCUUUCUUACGACGAGGCUGUUAAAAGAGUCACUGAUGUGGAGCUGAAAAGACUGAGGGAUGCUUUCAGGAGGACCUGUGGCCUGUCCUGCUAUAUGAGUCAGCAAUGCUUCUUCAAGGAAGUGUUGGGGGACAUGGUUCCGCUCAAUAUCUCUGAGGUGAUCUAUAGUUCAUUUGGUGGCACAUCGAAAGGUCUGCAUUUUAACAACCUUAUCGUUGGCUUGGUGCUGCUCACAAGAGGACGUGAUGAAGAAAAGGCGAGAUACAUUUUUAGUUUAUUUGCCAGUGAAUCAGGCAGUUAUGCUACACUUGAGGACAUUGAAGCCAUGCUCCAAGCUGUGGAUGGAGAAGUUCAUCCCUCUCUGAGGAAAUGUUUUUCAGAGGCUGAAAAGGUCAAUUAUGAGAAGUUUAAGAGCUGGCUACUUCAAAACAAGGACGCUUUUACCUUCUCUCGCUGGCUCCUGUCCAGUGGGGUGUGUGUGACUCUGACUGAUGAUAGCGACACACCUACCUUCUACCAGACAUUAGCCGGGGUCACACACUUGGAAGAAUCAGACAUCAUUGACCUAGAGAAGCGAUACUGGUUACUGAAAGCUCAGUCAAGAACUGGACGCUUUGACCUGGAGACAUUUGUCCCAUUGGUAUCCCCUCCUAUUCAUCCAUCCAUAAGUGAAGGUUUAUUUCAUGCAUUUGAUGAGAACAGAGACAAUCACAUAGAUUUCAAAGAGAUUUCCUGUGGGUUGUCGGCCUGCUGUAGGGGACCUCUGGCUGAAAGACAGAAAUUUUGUUUUAAAGUGUUUGAUGUUGACCGUGACGGAGUUCUUUGUCGAGAAGAAAUCCAUGACAUGGUUGUUGCGCUGCUGGAGGUCUGGAGGGACAAUCGUACUGACUCAAUCCCUGAACUACAGUCAAGUGUGCCUAAUAUUGUUGAAGACAUUCUCAAAGUACAUGAUACUACCAAGAAGGGCCAUUUGACACUCGAAGACUAUCAGAUAUGGAGCGUUCAGAGUGCACUUGCUGCCGAGUUUCUCAACCUCCUUUUUCAGGUAUGUCAUAUUGUUCUUGGACUGCGGCCUGCCACUCCCGAGGAGGAAGGACAGAUCAUCAGGGGCUGGUUAGAGAGAGAAAGUCGACAUGGCCUUCAACCUGGAGAUUACUGGUUUCUUAUUGCGACACAGUGGUGGCAGCAGUGGAAGGACUAUGUCAAAUACGACAACAAGGUGAUAGUGGUGGAACAACCCGCAGUAUUUCCUAGCAGUAGAACUCCUACCUCAUCUGCAGGGAUGGAACAAGGGGGUCAGUGUCAGAGUGAGGGCACGGCAAGCUCACACUCUUCCCCAGAAGAGAAGUUCUCUGACAACAUCUCUAGUGCCUCUGAAGCAUCAGAAACGACAAGUGGCAGUCUCCUCCAUUCCAGCUCAACUGCCACAGAUAUCUGCUUCUCCCGGCAGACUGAUUCGUCUGAGGUAGACAGCCAGAGUUUCCCGGGGGCUGAUGGGAAUGUGACAGCUCUCAGGCCAGGUGCCAUAGACAACCAGCCUCUGGUGACCUCAGAGCCUCUCAAAGCUCCCACAUUAACAAUGGAAGGGGCACUGUUGAAACGUUCUCCCAGCCUGCAUCUGGGCCAGGACUUUGAGAUUGUCCCUGAGCCAGUCUGGAGAGCUCUUUACCACUGGUAUGGAGCGAACCUCAGUCUGCCCCGGCCAGUGAUCAGGUCGAGGGAUAUGGAGAAAGCUGAGUUAGAACUCUUCCCCAGACACCUGCUCUUCCUGAGGCAGCAGCCUCCAGUACGCACACCGCAGUCUAAUGGCUGGAUGAACAUGGGUAACAUGCCAUCUCCCACUACCCCUCUGAAGCGGGUGCUGGCCUACACUGGCUGCUUCAGCCGAGUCGGAACGAUAAAGGACAUUCAUGAGUAUCUGUCUCAGAGGCUCCGGAUCAAAGAAGAGGAUAUGAGACUGUGGCUUUACAUGAAUGAGAAUUAUUUGACUCUUCUUGAUGAUGAGGAUCAUUCACUGGAAGCGCUGAAAAUCCCUGAUGAACAGUACAUGGUUAUUGAAGUGCGCAACAAAGACAUGAGCUGGCCUGAGGAGAUGUCGUUUUUAGCCAACAGCAACAGAAUGAACAGACACAAAGUACCUACUGAGAAAGGGGCCACAGGACUCAGUAACCUCGGCAACACAUGCUUUAUGAACUCCAGCAUUCAGUGUGUGAGCAACACUAAACCUCUCACAGAAUACUUUACGUCCGGGUGUCACCUUUAUGAACUUAACAGUCAAAGAGAAAUUAAGAAGAUGGAUCUCAUCUUCCAUUACCAUUUUAUUAUCAACAUUUUUAUAACUAAUCCUAUUGGGAUGCGAGGACACAUGGCAAAAUGCUACGGUGAUCUCAUCCAGGAACUGUGGAGUGGUGCUCAGAAAAGUGUUGCUCCACUGAAACUCAGGUGGACUAUAGCGAAGUACGCUCCCCGUUUUGAUGGCUUCCAACAGCAAGAUUCUCAAGAACUGCUGGCUUUUCUGUUAGAUGGCCUUCAUGAAGAUCUUAACCGUGUCCAUGAUAAACCCUAUGUGGAGCUGAAGGACAGUGAUGGCAGACCUGACUGGGAGGUUGCAUCAGAGGCGUGGGAGAAUCAUUUGAGAAGAAACCGCUCUAUUGUGGUGGACCUGUUCCAUGGUCAGCUUAGGUCUCAGGUCAAGUGCAAAACCUGUGGCCAUGUUAGCGCUCGCUUCGACCCAUUUAACUUCCUUUCUCUUCCUCUGCCCAUGGACAACUCCAUGCACCUUGAGAUCAUAGUUAUAAGGCUCGAUGGCUCAACGCCAGUGAGGUACGGCCUUAGACUCAACGUGGAUGAGAAAUACUCCGGCUUGAAGAGUCUGCUAAGUGAAUUAUGCCAUCUGAGACCAGAACAGAUCCUCUUGGUGGAGAUCCAUUUGUCUUGUAUUAAGAAUUUUCCAUUAGAUAAUCAGAAAGUGCGACGGGCUGUAAGUGGCUUUCUAUGUGCGUUUGAAAUCCCACUGCCCUCUACACCGUUGCCAGACUCCUCACCAAAAGAAGCAGGCUCUGAGGACCUCCCGACAGUUUCAAACAGAGCCAGCCCAGCAGUCUCCAGUGGUACAUCCAUGAGGCUUGACAUAAUUCCUAAGGGCAUGCCAAAUACCGUGGUGCCCUGUAGCACAGAAGGCAGCCCUGCCAACGGCCUCCCUAAUGGCCACAUCAUGUUACACCCUGCCAGCCCCUUCACUGGGUACAUCAUAGCCAUCCACCGGAAAAUGAUGCGUGCGGAAUUGUACUUCUUGUCAUCUCAGAAGAACCGGCCCAGUCUGUUUGGCAUGCCACUUAUUGUUCCCUGCACAGCAGACACACGUGGUCGUGACUUGUACAACACAGUAUGGACACAAGUGUCCCGACUGGCUAGUCCUCUGCCCCCUCAAGAGUCGAGCAACCAUGCACAAGACUGUGAUGACAGCCUGGGCUACCACUACCCCUUCACCCUGCGUGUUGUGCAAGGAGAUGGGAACUCUUGUGCCUGGUGUCCGUGGUACAAGUUCUGCAGAGGGUGUGUCAUUGAGUGUAAUGAUGACAGGGCUAUAGUAGGCAAUGCUUGCAUAGCUGUUGAUUGGGACCCUACUGCAUUGCACCUCCGCUACCAGACAUCCCAAGAGAGGCUGGUGGAGGAACAUGUGAGUGUGGAGCGGAGUCGUCGUGCUCAGGCUGAGCCAAUCAGUCUGGACAGUUGCCUGAGAGCCUUCACCACUGAAGAGGAGCUGGGUGAGAAUGAGCUCUACUACUGCUCCAAGUGCAAGACCCACCGAUUGGCCACCAAGAAAUUGGACAUCUGGAGACUUCCACCAAUACUGAUUGUGCAUUUGAAGCGGUUCCAGUUUGUCAACAAUCGCUGGAUUAAAUCUCAGAAGAUCGUGCGGUUUCCCAGGGAUAACUUUGACCCGAGUGCAUUCCUGACCCCACGGGAAGUAGACCACAAUCAGCAGGGGUGGAGAAGUGGUUUGGCAGAGGAGUUGUCCGAACAGGAACAUGGGACAAAUUCUGGAGAUGCACCCUCCACUCCCACAUCACUCAAUGUUAAUAAUAUUAAAGAUUCCCUGAGCUCUGGUAGGUUGUUGUGUUCCUCCCUCAGUCGAGGCUGCAGUCCCAUCAGCAGCCCUAAAGGCGACGUGUGCAAGCAGGGGCAGAAGAGGGCACCCCGGCAGGACUCGUGUCUGCAGCUGUCUCUCAGUAGAGAGAGCCUGGACAGUGGCAGAGAAAGUCCAGUGGAGCUGGAGCACAGCAAGCCUGAGAACCAGAAUGAAGCUGAAGCUACAGGCCUGGACUCCGCACUUGGGGACGAGCCGGUCAGAGACUGUGACAACGCUACGACAGUUUCAGAACUGGAGAGCAAUGGCUGCACUGAGGACAGCAUAGACCUGGAGGCCUCACAGGACCAAAGAGACAGGAUCUGUCUGGAGCCUAUCUAUGACCUGUAUGCAAUAUCAUGUCACUCAGGGAUUCUCGGAGGAGGCCAUUAUGUCACGUAUGCCAAAAACCCCAAUGAGAAAUGGUACUGUUACAACGACAGCAGCUGCAAGGAGGUGAAUCCAGAGGAGAUUGACACCGAUUCGGCGUACAUCCUCUUCUACGAGCAGCAGGGAGUGGAUUAUUCUCUGUUCAUGCCAAAGACUGACGGGAAAAAGAUGGCUGACACCAGCAGCAUGGACGAGGAUUUUGAAACAGACUACAAGAAGUACUGUGUUCUUCAGUGAUGCCUGCGCUCUCAUCAAUGUCUGAGAAACACUCAAAAUGAUCCACUAUCUCAGAUUGAGAGAGGUCUUUUUCUUCAACUUUUAGCCAAACUGUGGUACUGUCAAAUUCUUUUCGGCUUGCACUGUCUGACAAAUCGAGAAAAUGUUUGUUCUCUUGGCAGUUUGUCUUGCUCACUGUUUUUAAUUUCUUCGUGUUAACUUGUGAUUUUUUUUUAAUGUACAGAAUAAAUUAGUAAGUGCCGGUCACAUACUGUACGGAACAUGUGACAAAGGAUAGUCAUUCACAUCAGUGUGCAGUUGGUACUAGUCUAUUUAUUGUUAAACUUUUAAUGGCAUUGUGGCAUUGAUUAAGUAUGAUUUUUUUUAAAGAAUAAUCUUUAGUGCUGUCCUGUUCAUUAGUAUUUUGUUAUGUAAUUUUAUGUUUGAUUAUUGUCGGUUUCUUUUAAAAAAGAUCGAAAGGUUCUAGACAUCGUCUCUUGUUCUAAGUUGAUAAUAAUGUAUGCACUUUUAUAUGCUCUAAGUUGCUAUCUUUGUUACAUUCUGCAAUGUUGCACAUACUGAAUGUCAUUCCAUGCUUGUUUACAAAGUGUCAUUGUAGCAUAUGACAUAACCGUUGUGAUUUUCUGUGACUCGAACCGUUUUCUCUGUGCCAACCCGAUUGGUUCAUCAUCCUGUAGUACAGUUUUUGUGCCAUUGUGUUCUCAAUGUUGUCUUUGCUCAGGAUAACAGAAUUGUAAAUUGUGUUAGCAUGCCACAGAGGAAGCUUCUGAGCACUUUAUUUAUUUGUAGCUUAAAAAAAAAGGAAAAAUAUAAGAAAUUGGACACUUCCACUUGACAAUUGUUUCUUGCUGAAUAUAAAGCAUUUUACAGUGUGGACCUCUGUGCUCUAAUAUUCCCUCUGCUCAGAGAAAUCUGAGAUCAGUGAGUUAAACAAGUACAGAUAUUAGUAUUGUUUUGAUUUUGUUACAUUGUGCCACUAUUUAACAUGAAGAAGUCGGAUUAGUAAAGCUUGUCAAAAUAGUAUUAAAUAUAACCCAAAUGUGGAA
Pangasianodon hypophthalmus (striped catfish) is the source of this 5975-nucleotide messenger RNA. RefSeq names its product ubiquitin carboxyl-terminal hydrolase 32. Gene Ontology annotation, biological process: protein deubiquitination. Gene Ontology annotation, cellular component: Golgi apparatus. Gene Ontology annotation, molecular function: cysteine-type deubiquitinase activity; calcium ion binding. Lineage: Eukaryota; Metazoa; Chordata; Actinopteri; Siluriformes; Pangasiidae. The record is from RefSeq and is a predicted model, not a curated record. The transcript is spliced from 35 exons. Bases 145 to 4929 code for a protein of 1594 amino acids.